UUCACCCUCCCCAUGGCGCAGCCACUCCUCACCACUCCCAUCCCCCCCACCGCGGCGGCGCCGCCCCUCCGCCACCAGCCCAACUUCACCCACCUCAUCUCCACCGCCACAUCCCUACCUCACCUCAAACAAAUCCACGCUCAACUCCUCAGACACCCCCACCAUCAUCAACACCUCAUCCACCUCCUCCUUCCCUCCCUCUCCUUCCCAUCCUACGCCCUCUCCCUCCUCUCCGCCAUCCCCGCCGCCACCGCUCCGCCGCCGCCGAAGCUCUCGAACAAAAUCCUCAAGCAUCUCUCGCGCUCGAACGACCCCUACUACACGCUAUUGUUCCACCAGAAAAUGCAGGCCAAAGCCUUCCCCAUCGACAGGUUCACCUUUCCUCCAUUGCUGAAGGCGGCGUCGAAGUCCAUGGCGAUUAAUGAAGGGAAAAUGAUACACAGCUUGUGCGCGAAGCUUGGAUACGCGUCGGAUCCUUUUGUGGAAACUGCAUUGGUGGGAAUGUAUGCUGCCUGUGGAAUGGUUUCUGAGGCACGCCAAGUGUUCGAUAAAAUGUCCCAUAGAGAUGUCGUCACUUGGCACAUCAUGAUCGAUGGAUAUUGCCAAAGUCAGAGGUUUGAUGAUGUUCAAGCUCUGAUCACAGAGAUGAAGCGCUCCGAUAUAAAUCCAGAUGCAAGGCUUUACACGACUAUUCUUUCUGCUUGUGGCCGCGCCGGGAAUUUGGAACUCGGGAAGCUCAUGCACAGCCUCAUAUCCGAAAAUGGAAUUGUGAUCGAUUCCCAUUUGCAGAGUGCGCUUCUAAACAUGUAUAUAACUUCCGGGGCGAUGGACAUUGCGCAACGCAUGUACGAUAGCUUUUCAAAAAAGAAUGUCGUGGCGUCAACUGCCAUGAUCUCCGGACACUCGAAGAACGGUAAUGUUGAAGCUGCUCGGAUAGUUUUCAAUCAAAUUGAUGAUAAGGACUUGGUUUGUUGGAGUGCGAUGAUUUCCGGUUACGCGGAGAGUAAUAGGCCCCAAGAAGCUCUAAAAAUAUUCGAUGAUAUGCAACGGCGCGGAGUUAAGCCGGACCAAGUGACGAUGCUGAGUGUUAUUUCGGCGUGCGCUUCUCUCGGCGCGUUGAAUCAAGGGAAAAAAAUCCAUUCGAUUGUCGACGAUAAAGGAUUUGGAAAGGCUUUGCCGAUAAACAAUGCUCUGAUCGAUAUGUACGCCAAAUGCGGGAGUCUAGAGGACGCGAAAAGGGUUUUUGCUCGGAUGCGUAGGAGAAAUGUGAUAUCUUGGACGAGCAUGAUCAGCGCGCUCGCAACCCACGGAGAUGUCGAUGACGCCCUAACCCAUUUUCAUCAAAUGAAAAAUGAAAACGUCGAGCCGAAUUGGGUUACAUUCGUCGGCGUUCUUUACGCUUGUAGCCAUGCCGGAUUGGUUCAAGAGGGACGGAAAAUGUUCGAAGCUAUGGUUAACGAGUACGCGAUUACGCCUAAGCUAGAACAUUAUGGUUGCAUGGUCGACCUCUACGGUCGAGCUAAUCUUCUUGCUGAUGCACUCGAGAUCGUCGAGCAAAUGCCAAUGGCGCCGAAUGUUAUCAUCUGGGGUUCUUUAAUGGCCGCUUGUCGGAUUCACGGCGCAUUCGAAUUGGGCGAAUUUGCCGCGAAAAGCCUUCUUGAGCUCGACCCGGAUCACGACGGCGCACAUGUGUUUUUGUCGAACGUUUACGCGAAAGAGAAAAGAUGGAAAAACGUCGGGGAAGUGAGACACUAUAUGAAGAAGAAAGGCAUAACGAAGGAGCGCGGAUGUAGUAGGAUUGAAGACGACGACGGGAUCCACGAGUUUUUGACGGCGGAUAAAAGCCAUCGAAGAACGGGUGAGAUUUACGCGAAGCUAGAAGAGGUACGGGACGAGGUGGAAAAGAUUGGUUACGCGCCAAAUACGAAUUGCGUAUUGUUGGAUAUAGAAGAAGUGGAGAAGAAAGAGAUAGUUCUUUGGCACAGCGAGAAGCUCGCGCUGUGUUACGGUCUGAUAAGCUGCGAGCGACGCUCUUGUAUUCAUAUUAUAAAAAACCUUAGGAUCUGCGAGGAUUGCCACAGUUUUAUGAAAUUAGCGUCGAGGGCGAUGGAUAGGGAAAUUGUUGUAAGAGAUAGGACGCGAUUUCAUCAUUUUAGGCACGGUUCUUGUUCGUGUAAGGAUUAUUGGUAAGCGCCGCGGCUAGUACCCGUGCGCUCUUGUAUACAAAGACAUGAUUCGAUUCAGUUCGGUUCGGUUUAGUACAAACUUUGUACUUCUUCGGCCAUGGAUUUGUAUAUAAUGCAUUUUGAAUAUAUCAAGUCAUUUUGUAAUUGUAGACAAAACUG
Andrographis paniculata is the source of this 2345-nucleotide messenger RNA. RefSeq names its product pentatricopeptide repeat-containing protein At4g14820. The transcript has 2 exons. Lineage: Eukaryota; Viridiplantae; Streptophyta; Magnoliopsida; Lamiales; Acanthaceae. Gene Ontology annotation, biological process: RNA modification. Gene Ontology annotation, molecular function: RNA binding; zinc ion binding; protein binding. The record is from RefSeq and is a predicted model, not a curated record. The coding region runs from base 13 to 2190 and encodes 725 amino acids.